AUGACGAAUCCAAACAAGGACCCCUAUGUUUCUAAGGCAACAAAGAAAGCACUCAUGAUAAAAAUCUUUAGUUCAACACCAAAUGCUUGGUUUAUGGAUAUCUUGGAAAACAUUCCGAGAGUUAGAACAGAUGGACCACCAUACUGGCUAAUAUUUGUUGGUCAAAACACAAGAUACUGUGAAGCCAUACCAUUACAGUCCAAAAAUAUUUUAGAUAUCUUAGCAGCUUUGACAAUAUUCGUUGACAAAUACCAUCCAACAAAACUGACAUCUGACUGUGAAAGUUCUUUCAAAUCAGAUGAUGUAAAAAACUAUCUGCGUUCAAAAAAUGUAAACCAAUAUUUCAUUGUCGACCAAAACCAUUCUGCUCUUGGUGUCAUUGACAGUUGUAUAAAAAUCUUAAGAGACUUAAAUCAACCACAAGGUGGUGAAGCAAAUGAAAUGUCAUAUGACGACAAAUAUAGACACUUCUCCAUGGCAAAGAUGAGACAAGUUUUAAAUAUUUACAAUAGCCGUAAACAAAAA
Molecule: messenger RNA, 525 nt
Organism: Trichomonas vaginalis G3
Lineage: Eukaryota; Parabasalia; Trichomonadida; Trichomonadidae
Exons: 1
Biological process (GO): DNA integration
Molecular function (GO): nucleic acid binding
Source: RefSeq, a predicted model, not a curated record